CUGAGGUGCAUUAUUGCUAAUAUAAAUUGGUUACCAAUGUAAUUAGAGCACAAAAAAUACAUGUUUUGUCAUACGAGUGGUAUACGGUCUGAUAUACCACGGCUGUCAGCCAAUCAGAAUUCAGGGGGCUCAACCCACCUAGUUUAUAAUUCAGAAUAGAGCACAGCAUCCAAUCGAUGCCUAUGGAGGAUCGGAUGACUGACUGUGUGACUACAGGGAUUGAUUGCGAUUUGUGGAUAAAGAGUGGUUAAUCAUUUGGUUAUUUGUACAUAUAUUUUUGCAUAUAAAGCAUUUUGUCCCAUGAUCAAGGAUAUGCUUGAAUGAAAAUGUCUGAAUAACUAAAAGCUGAUACCAAAUAAAUCACUGAUAUAUUGUGUAAGAUCUUUCACUUCUCAUUUUGUGAUUUAGUUUUUUAAUGUUUUUAUUUUGGUCCAGAUCAUUUGUUUUUCUAUGAACAAAACAGAGGUAUUGUGAUACUACUUGGACCCAUGAUGGCCGAGCUGGUACCGUGACAACCUGUCAUCUUCAUACUCUAAGCCGAUAAUGAGCGUGUCCUAAAACCUGUAAAAAUCACAUUUUAUUUGUCACAUACACAUGGUUAGCAGAUGUUAAAGCGAGUAUAGCGAAAUGCUUGUAAUUGCAAGUUAGAGAGAUCCCCUCCCCCAAAUGAAGGAAGUUAAUCACAAGGCUGGUGUCAGAACAGUGCAGUCAAACCGCUAUCAACUUGGGGGGGGUGAGUAAGAUGUAUGGGGACAGCUGCCCAGCGAUGAAAAUGACUAUCUUUCUCUUGCUUCUUCUAUUAGAUGACCCUGAGAUAGAAGCACAACAGUGGACGGAGGUGAAUGGACAAGUAUACGGACACGUUCUGCUGAGAUUUAUCUUUCCUCCCUUCUACAAUGGUUAUGAGAAGUUAUGUUCUAAACUAUAUCCUGGGCCAUUUCCUGUUGUGAAUACCAGAGGAUAUGUCAACAACUUCUACAAGGGACGAAUAUCGAGAACGGAAUACAACGGUGAGAUGUACGUUAUGAUAUGGAAUUUAAAACCUGUGGACGCUGGCGACUACAGGUGUGUUGUCAGCAGUGUGAAUCAUAUCUACUCUGACUUUCACCUCCAGAUUGAUAGUGGUCGACGUAGAGGUCCUGUACCCCCUCGACCUCGUGUCAGAUCAACCAUCAGACCCUCCAUCUCCUCAUCAUCAUCAGACACCUCUGUGCCUUUUUUCCCCAGUAUUUCCCGGAGUGUUGGUGUACCACUGGCUGCAGGUCUCUGCAUCUCAAUGGGGAUCGUUAUCUGUUCAAUCAUAGUUGCUGUGGUUCAUCGCAAAGUCAGGGCAAAAAAGAAAUGUGGAGCAACUUCCAGUGACUCAGCAGCCCACGUCCUCUCACACGUCCCUCAAAAGGAGAGCAGUAUUGUCUACGCCACAGUGGACUUCAAACCUCAGGAGAACCAUACCACAGAGCUGUAUGCUAACCUACAGACACUCAGCAGCCCCAGAGGUCAUGACCCUGACACACACAGAGAGCCUGCUGGGACGGUGGUGUACUCCACGCUGGCUAGCAACCAACGCUGAACCAGAAUGUUACGUAUCUGUAUCUUUCUUAGCCUGGUGGUCACAGAUCUGUUUGUGCUGUCUUGAUAUGCUAUCAUGACCAGGCUAUCUGUAUAAUCCUUAGUUGCUACAUAUUUUUUUUAAAUUAAUGAUAUAUACUUAGAAAUGCCUCAUGAGCUUAGUUCAUCUGUCGUACCCCCAUCAGAACCCAAAAUAUAAGCUUGUUUUACUCCAAUGUUUAUAAACAAAGUAAAUGUAAUCAAACACAUUAUAGCCUCAACACAUGGUUAAAACUAUAGUGUUGAUAUCAUGGAUGGUCAGUUCUUUUAUCCAUAGCUCUGUCUAGGAUUUAGACACGCCCAUCCUUCCGCUUCUUACCAAAACAGAGGCGGGGUGCCACUUUGUUUCAACUUUGGUUUCUAGCUUUAAGAUGAUUGAUUUGUUUAUAUUCUUUUGACUUAUGAACUAUACAAAUAAAAUAACUACCCAUUCAUAUA
Oncorhynchus tshawytscha (Chinook salmon) is the source of this 2046-nucleotide messenger RNA. RefSeq lists its product as uncharacterized. The transcript is spliced from 6 exons. The record is from RefSeq and is a predicted model, not a curated record. Lineage: Eukaryota; Metazoa; Chordata; Actinopteri; Salmoniformes; Salmonidae. The coding region runs from base 743 to 1570 and encodes 275 amino acids.